Anopheles bellator is the source of this 4981-nucleotide messenger RNA. RefSeq names its product heterogeneous nuclear ribonucleoprotein 87F (gene Hrb87F). Gene Ontology annotation, molecular function: RNA binding. The transcript is spliced from 5 exons. Lineage: Eukaryota; Metazoa; Arthropoda; Insecta; Diptera; Culicidae. The coding region runs from base 173 to 1273 and encodes 366 amino acids. The record is from RefSeq and is a predicted model, not a curated record.
UCGAAAGUGAGUGAGUGCGUUCAUUUGCCCGUAUAUUGGGGAAGCAGCAUCGAUUUGUGGAGUGUUUUCUGCACAUCAUUUUGUGACUUCUACGCUUAUUAACGAUACGGUGACAUUGUUGGUGUGAUAAGUGCGUGUUUGGUGGUACAAAAUUGAUUAUCUGCCAGCAAGCAUGAGCGACAAACAGGACCCUCAAAAUGGCGAUCACCAGAAUGGUCGCAAUGACGAUGAUGAAAUUCGAGAACCGGAACACCUUCGAAAACUGUUCAUUGGUGGACUUGAUUACCGUACUACUGACGAUACGCUGAAAGCGUACUUUGAAAAAUGGGGCAAGGUAGUCGAUGUUGUCGUCAUGAAGGACCCGAAAACGAAACGUAGCCGCGGUUUCGGUUUCAUUACCUACUCGAAGUCGUACAUGAUCGACGAUGCCCAGGCCAACCGUCCGCACAAAAUCGAUGGGCGUGUUGUGGAACCCAAGCGCGCAGUACCCCGGCAGGACAUUAACCGACCGGAGGCUGGAUCGUCGGUUAAGAAGCUCUUCGUAGGCGGUCUUCGGGACGAUUUUGAUGAGGAGCAUCUUCGAGAAUACUUUUCAAAGUACGGCAACGUCAUCUCGGCGUGCAUUGUCACGGAUAAAGAUAAUGGCAAGAAGCGUGGGUUCGGUUUCGUAGAGUUUGACGACUACGAUCCGGUUGAUAAGAUAAUUCUGCAAAAAAGUCACACGAUCCAGAAUAAGUUGCUAGAUGUGAAGAAGGCUCUACCAAAGCAGGACAUGGAUCGGUACAAGAACGAUAUGGGCCGCGGUGGUGGCGGCGGCGGUGGUGGUGCCUGGGGCAACCAGCGAGGAAGUGGUGGUGGUGGGUGGAACAACCAGCGAGGCGGUGGUGGUGGCGGUUGGGGCAACCAGCGAGGUGGUGGGGCGAGCGAUUGGAACAGUGGUGGGUUCAAUAGCGGUGGCGGUUUCAACAAUGGCGGCUUCAAUAAUGGCGGCAACCAAUGGAACAACGGCGGUGGCAAUCCAUGGGACAAUGGAUGUGGCUCACAGGGGCAGGGUGGUUGGGGGAACAACAGUGGAAACUGGGGCGGGAACAGCAGCGGUGGUGGGGGAUGGGGAGGAAACGAAUUUGGGAAUAACUAUCAACAAGGAUACAACGCAGGUCCUGUGCGUGCUGGUGGCAAUUUUAAUCAGCGAGCGGCGCCCUACGGCAAUCAAGGUGCUGGUGGCAGCGGUUACAGUGGCAACGGGAGGUACGGAAGUAACCGUACAUAUUGAUAAGUGAAAGAGGAAGAAGAUGAAUGAUGAUGAUGAUGAUGAUGAUGAUGAUGAUGAAGAUUAUAAUAAGGAGAUCAAUCGGAUCAGAAGAGAUUGAAAGUAAGGAAUACGUUCUCUCUACCUUCACAACUAGAGUGUGUUGUACUCAUUUUGGAAACUAAACUUGCUCUUACCUACUUGUUGCCCGGACACAAAUCAAACGAUCGAUCGUGUUCCACAUUCACUCCAUCCUGUGUUUGUUGUUCUCCGCUACGAUCACUGUUAUUGCCCCACUACUACCGUUCGUGUCCUUAACGAAAUGCCUUGCACCAACCACCACCACCAACACCACCGCCAUCAGCUCGUUUGUUCUACUCUCCAUCGACAGCCCGACAACCCGGCAGGUACAAUAAAGGUUUUAGAAAAUGAUAGCUAAAACGUAACAUUGCAAAACUAAACACAGUAACUGAGGAAACGGCAGGAUUUUCAAUAAUGAUGGCAGUGACAGAACAAGAUUCAUUGCGAAGGGCAUUCGGGAGACAGUGAAGGAAGGAAACAGUCAUUCGUGGUAGACCGCAGCAGCAGAGAGAACAACAGGCACAAGGAUUGCAGGCGUGUCAUCGUGCGCAAGUGGCACGGAGGCAACAGGAACUUGUCUUGCGAGGAAUCAUGCAUAGUGCAUGGAAAGAGUGUUUCGUGCACAAGUAACAAGAAUGCGAUUCCUAGACAGAUCAUAAACCAGCAGCAGCAGCGCCUACUUCAGCUUCACCCACUACUCCCUCUUCAGUUUGAACGGUUUUCAUCUCACGACAAGAUCAGAAGGUGCCGAAGAGGUCUUAACAAAAAUUCACCACACAACCGUAAAACCAACAUAGCGUGUGAUACUGCAAGGAAAAGAAGAUCAUACAGCGAUUUAUUUUUGCUUUUUCAAUGAUAGGAAACAUGCAUUUGAGGAAGUUGCCGAUAAUGAUAGUACAUGAUGAAAGGUAGUAAGAUGACUUGCUAUGCUUCUUUCGGCUGCGGCAAAGGAAUGUAGCCCGCGCCUCGGUGUUUAACGAUUACGGGUUUCCUUCCCAUCCCUUUCGUUAGCUUUGUAUUAGAAUGCUUUAUAUUGUUGACAACCCCUCAAUCGAUUCCUGGAUUAUCACGCACGGACCCAAUCGGUUUCGUAUCAAUGAAAAAAAUCGACUUUUAAAAUGAACGAUAGAGAGGUAGAGAACGCCAGGAAAAGAGAAAGAAAGGAAACGAGAACUUAUCAAUCCGUCUGUUACUUGUAAACCGCUACAGAAGGACUAGCCAUCUCCUUGCACGUUUGUGGUCAAACUGAGAAACAAUUAGCAAGUAAUAAUGCUAUAUUUAUUGUGUAACACUGAGUGGACAAGAGGAAAACUAGCGAGUAGUGUGUGCAAGAGACCUGAAAACAUUUCUAAUUACACAUUACAAUUUCCAUAGGAUCUAGGACAAGUUUUUAUAAUUAUCAUUACCCAAAGCAAAAAAAGGUAUCCAAACUAUACGUGCUCACGUGUCAUGUGAGAAGUGUGUAGAUCAUUGUGAGAUGAGACGAGGCAAAUCUUUCCGUUCGCCAGUAAAACCAUACUCCGGAAGCAGUGGGGUACGGCUCAGUCUGCCGCAAUAAGACCCAAGAAAGCUAGGCAUCGAAACUUAUUUUCUCAUCUUUCUUUGAAAACCUAUAGCAGAACUCUGAUAGCUGACAACACAAUGUGAAAUGCAAAGUGUUUAAGUAGCAAUCUGUUUGUAGUGGAAAAUAAAUAUUACAAACAUCCAGUCACAUCGUUCAGGACAAAAUAAUGCAGAAUCAGGCUGUAUUAAUUUAGAAGAAAAGAUGUCAGGCACGGGCAAGAGUAGGGCUGUAGAGUGUAGAGUCGGUCAUCAGUUUCGAAUUUUUUUUGAAUGUAUAUAGAUAUGUUUUUUUUGUAAGAUUCCAAAUGAGUUUCAAUUCAUCUACUACUACUAAUAAUGGCAAAUGUGACAUAGACGAAUUACUUUUGUUUUGUGUUUUGACUUGUCGAGUGUAAGAAUGUGUGAGCGUCUAAGGGUAACAAUGAAACAAAUAAUGCACUUGCAAACUCGUCUCAGUUUUCAGUUAUUUUGUGUUGUCUUGUGGUACUAGCGUUCUGAAAUUUUGUAUGUGGACCUCUUCACACUGUGGAAAUUUAAGAAAAGAACAUUUUUGCAAACAGUAAUUGUUUUGUUUUCCAUACAAUAAUAACACUGUCAGAGAGAAUCGUUAGAAUUUAUACUUUUACCACAAUCGAUGAAUAUUGUUUGACUUAAAUCAAAAAUGAAAACCACUUCACUCUAACGGUUCCCUAAUACAACAGUAGAAUUUAUUGGAGCUAUGUCGGCAGUACGAUAAUACGAAAAUAAAGAAGACAGUAAUUCAAGUCACAGUAUAAAGAUCAAUAAAUCAGACAAAGAGCGAGCAGUUUCAUUUUAUGUAUUAUAUUGUAUUCCUCUAAUAUUCGUCGAUUUUUGUCGAGCUUCAGAUUGUUGGUUUUCUCGAUAGUUUCGUCAGAAUAAUCAGAACUCCUACAGAGAAGCAGGAUCGGAUCGCAGUGAAAGGAGAAAAAAGAAGACGGACAACUAUGAGAAAAGAAGACACAGCAUUACACGAUGACAGACUGCGGAAGGGGAGGACCCCUAUAAGUUAUCAAAGUACAAAAAGGAAUAAUGCAAGGAGGUCCAUAAUGUAGCCAAGAACUGUGCUUCGCCGGUGGUAUAGCGUUUUUGGUGUGUAGUGGCUUCAUUAGAAGGAAAUGGAGAGUUUUCCGUUUAGAUAUGUUCCGCAUUCGCUGCUGCAACGUUUGUUGAAGGUUUGUAAGAGUGUAACGGUUGAAGGGAACAGAGAGACUCACUGUGCUCCCAGGCCCUUAGUGCAGGUGUAGUAACGAUCGAUUUGGCGAGUUCGGUAGGUUCUGGCUUCCUCCAAUUGGUUUAACAUUUCAACACAAAUUUUCACAGGGUACGACGACAUUUUCUCGAGGGCAUUUCUAGAAUGGAGAUAUGUAUGAAUGAUUGCACGCUGUGGUCAUGAAAGAUGUGAAUGUGUGGAUCCAAAUAGUAGAUGCUAGCAAUUAUUUUGAUCGGUCUCUGGCCGUGUAGUGGGUUUGCGUGUUAUACUAUUUCCUUUCCGUCGCUGUUUUUGCUUCCAUUCUACAAACAAAGAAGCAUCAUCAUUGGUUCAGCGGCGGCUUAACAGCUGAUUGCUUCACUUUUCCUAACAAACUCUUCAGAUGUUAAACCCUUGUCAAAUGAGAUGCAAACCUUAAUAAGCAACCGCAGUUUGGGUGCAAUAGUUGGUUAGUAACUCAAAAUUAUGGUAUUAGUUUUUGUGUUAACAAUUGAUCUCUUUGUAGCUUAUGUUUCGUCAUUUAAAUCUAUGUUUAGUUUCUUUUUCGUUGUAUUGUGGGGAAAGUUUCUUGUGUGUUUUUCAAAGGAUGUUCCGAAUCUUUCGUAUGAAUAUAAUUAAAUGUAUACAUGAUCCAGCAACUAGGUACUCACGCUCUACCGUACAGAUGCCGCUUCUUGGAAAUUGUAAGUAGAAUAACCAUUCGGUUUUUUCGUAAAGUAGGAAUUCAAAAGCGCGUUCCGUUGCCUGAAGACACUAUGCUCCGUCCCUUGGGUGAUUGGAGCGCAAUGGUAAGUUUAUACCACCGUAUCCUUCCUCAGGUUUUCUCAAUAACAACAACUUAAUACUGGUAGUUUAAU